Nezara viridula (southern green stink bug) is the source of this 1689-nucleotide messenger RNA. The record is from the annotation of a GenBank genome assembly. Lineage: Eukaryota; Metazoa; Arthropoda; Insecta; Hemiptera; Pentatomidae.
AUGUUAUACAAAAAGACGUUGUUCCUGUUUUUUAUAAUAUUGAAUAUAACAUGUAGUGUUAUUUGUCAGAGGAACUAUACAAAUGUUUAUUAUAUGAAAAACCAUGUGUUGGGCUUAAGUGAAGAGCUAAAGGUGGAUUCAGUGGAAGAGGACAAAUAUUUUUCUGGUGGAAAAGAUGUCAAACAUUGGUUAAAAUUACCCUCAGUUUCAGUACUCUAUCUGAUUGGGAUAAAACAAAAAGGUCUUAGCCUAAUAACGAUUACAAAAAAAAUCAGUACUCCUUUCUAUCAAGCUGUUGAAAAACAAAUAGAUGUUGGAGAUAACAUUACAUCGACUGUUGCCUUCAAAAGUUACAAUUAUGAACUGCAGAAAAUGGAAGAUCUGGUUAUUAUUUCAACAGAUUCAGAAAAAAAUGAAAUCAUCCUGUACAAAAUACAAAAUUAUAAAUUGGUGAAAUUUUGGGUUUGGAAACGAUAUGCUAAAGUACAGUCUCUCCUUCAGUUCACAGUUAUGAGAGAAGAUAGAUUGCUUCUUGUAGAUUCUGAUGGUAUUACUGGGUACCUUUAUAAGUUUAAUAUUGAUAAAAACUCUGUGCAUAUAAGAGAAUUAGAGGUCAUAAAUUUUUCAGAAAAGACAUCAAGAAUUUCAGUUUCCAUCUUGUUUCCUGAACCAUAUAUGUAUGCUGUACAGGAUGGAAAGCUAGCAAUAUAUCGAUAUAUACGUUUUUGCCCUGAAUCUUGGAUUGGGGAAUUCAUUAAACAGACCUCUUUUGAACACUUAGAAGUUACUGAUGCAUUACCCUUCCAUUCCAAUGGGAGAGAAUAUCUAGCGGUUGCGGGAAAGUUAGGAGGUAUCUUGAGAGUUGAUGCCUCAGACAAAUUCGUACAGGAAGUGCAAAUUGAUAAUGUGAUUGAAUGGCUUGUAAUCCAUAGUGGGCCUGAAAAAGAAAAUACACUUCUGUUUUGUAAAACAGAAGAAACUAUUUAUAUAUUUUAUAAUUCUGGUUUUGGUUGGAAGACUCAAGUGAAUCCAUCUUGUUACAAAUAUGAUGAACAGAAUAAGAGAAUAAUCACCAAGACUAAUCUUGGUUGCUUAAAAGAAAAAAAAUGGUCUGGAGCUGUUUCACUAGACUUUGGGCAACUUCCUACUUUGAUUUUUGGAGAACGAAAGUUUAUUGGAGAAAUGUAUCAUAUUAUGCUGAGUAUAAAGAGGCAUAUUCUGUCAAUGGAGGAGUUGAAUGACGACAAUAAAGAUUAUGGGAAUUAUCUUUCUAAAAUGAGAAGUAAUUUAAAAGAUUUGGUUGGAGUCAUCAAUAAAGAAGAUAAAAUUGAAAGUACCUGCAGCAUCGUCGGCAUGCUAACGGAAAUUGAAAAUAUUGCCGCUAAAGCUAAGGAAAAGGUUUCAAACAGUUGUCCUGCACAUUCAUCUAUUCCUACUCAACGUAUUGCUUCUUUGAAUGAAGUUGAUAAAAAUGUUACAAUAAAAGAAGUUCAAGAAAAAAAAACUGAACAUAUACCAAGUUAUGAAGUAGAUGACAGUGAGGACAUAAAUCAUCUCAACUCAAAACUGUUAAAACCACCUAUGCAUCUGAUUUCUCCUGAUAUGGAAGUCAGAGCACCUCGUUUUCAGGAUCUUGGAGUGGACAUAUCCAUGACAGGAUUCAGUAAGAAACAAGAAAAUAUUAUAUGA